AUGGGCUUAUUUAGCAGGUCCAAAGCCGCUCCAACCCCCCAAGAGACAUCGACGACGACACCGACUGCGGGGGAGUCUGCGUUGGGCGCCGACGAUGCCGCCGUCGCGACCUUCCCCGUCGGCCUCAAAAUCUGGAAGAGCCCGGAGGCCCCUACCGUCGAUAUCUGCUUCAUCCACGGCCUGACCGGCAAUCGCGACAGCACGUGGACGGCCCCCGGCGCGUCGGCGCCGUGGCCGCAGCUCCUGCUCGCCGAAAAGCUCGGCACCGCGCGUCUCCUCACAUACGGCUACGACGCCUACGUAGUCAAGAAGGCGCCUGCGUCGCGGAAUCGACUUAUCGACCACGCCAAGAACCUGCUCAAUGAUCUGGUCGACGAUCGUGAGGCAAACGACGCCGUUUCCCGCCCGCUGAUCUUCGUCGUCCACAGCAUGGGCGGUCUCGUGUGCAAGGAAGCCAUUCUCCAGUCCCGCGACAACCCCGACGUGUACCUGCAGGACGUGUUCCGUUCGGUGAAGGGAGUCGUCUUUAUGGGCACACCGCACAAGGGUUCGUGGAUCGCCGACUGGGCCAAGAUCCCGGCCAGCACCCUGGGGCUCGUCAAGUCCACCAACAAGUCCCUGCUUCAGAUCCUCGAGACCGAUGACCAGAUGCUCGAGUCCGUGCACCUGAGAUUCCUAGCCAUGGUCCGCCAGCUGCGGGAGGAGCAGAGGGAGCUGGAAAUCAUUUGCUUUUUCGAGGAGCUGGGUCUCCCCGUCGUCGGCGUCGUAGUCUCCAAGGAGUCGGCCACCCUGCCGCCCUACAAUGUCCAGAGCAUCCACGCCACCCACUCCAACAUGGUCAAGUUCGCCUCGGCCGAGGACCCGGGCUUUGUGAGAGUGCUAGCUUCGCUGCGGAGACGUGUCGUGAGUGAAAAAGACCGCGCUUUUCUCAGCUUCUUCCACGUCACAAAUCCCAUCUAUGACAAGGAGCGCAUCGAAGGUACCCGCGGCGGCCUGUUCGAAGACUGUUACACCUGGAUUUUGGAACAAGAUGCCUUUAAGCGGUGGGAUACCACUCCGUCUGCGCAGCUGCUUUGGGUGCGCGGCGACCCGGGAAAAGGAAAGACGAUGCUUCUAUGUGGAAUCGUGGAUACGCUGCGAGCGCGGCCGGGCGCCGUGCCGGUGAUUUUCUCGUAUUUUCAAGCAUCCGACUUGGAGAGGAGCAAGGCCUCGACGAUUUUGCAGGGUCUGCUCUACCUCGUACUUAAAGAGCACCCAUUUCUCAUCCCCCCGAUUCGGGACAAGUUUUGGCACGAAUCUGAGACCCUCUCGCGACAAGCACACCCGUUCUCCGUCCUGACAUCGAUGUUUCGACAUGUACUCCAGCACCCUGCUCUCAAGAAUGGCGUUCGUAUCGUCAUUGACGCUCUUGACGAGUGCCGCGAUGGCCUCCCCCGGCUUCUCGACUUUAUCGUGUCCACAUCGGCCUCUUUUCCGCGCACAAAGUGGAUCGUCUCAAGUCGGAAUAACCUAGAAGUCAAGGAGCGCCUGGCCCUGAUGGGAGACCAGAGGCUUCUCCUGUCUCUGGACGCGCAAGACAAGCACAUCUCCGACGCCGUGACGGCUUUCAUCCAAUGGAAGGUGGGUCGGCUCGCCGCCCUCAAGGGUUACAACGAAAAGACGGCGCGCCAAGUACGCGAGUAUCUGGGUCAAAACGCGCAAGGAACUUUUCUAUGGGUGGCCCUCGCUUGUCACCACCUCGAACAGUCAUCUUCGAGGGUCAUGGAGAGAUUGAGAAAGCUGCCUCCCGGCCUGGCCUCUCUGUACGCGCAGAUGCUCGCCUAUGUCGGUGAGACUGACGAUGCCGACGUGUGCCUGCCAAUCCUACGGUUGAUGGUGAUCUCGUACGGUCCGCUGAAGGUCAGCGAGAUUCAAUCCUUCGUACACGGCCUUUUGGACAUGCCACUGGAUGAAGUCUACGCGAUUAUAAGCCGCUGCGGGUCAUUCCUCUCUGUCCGAGAUGGAAGCGUGGAUUUCAUUCACCAAUCCGCCAAGGACUUUCUCGACAGCAACGAGUGCUAUGACGCCAUUUUCCCACGUCCUCCCACCGAAGCACACAUGGAGAUUGUCCAGAGCGCGCUAGACUUAAUGGAUCGCAGCCUCAAGGCUAAUAUGCAUAACCUGCUCACUCCAGAUGCGACCAUUCAAGAUGCCGUCAUGCCGUCCACCUCGCCUGUUCAUCUUCUGAAAUAUGCCAGCUCUUUGUGGGUCGACCACGCGCUAGCGACGCUGCAGGAGGCUUCUACCUGCAGGUUGUGCAUCUUCCGUCCGGGUCACGUAUGCGACAAGUCGGAAGAGGAAAAGCUGUGCCAGAUGCUGUUUUCUGACGACGGACCCGUCAUGUCGUUCCUGUCAUGCCAUUUUCUUCACUGGGUGGAGUGCCUCAGCUUCCUGCAGCGGGUACCGAGUGCCAUUGUUGCCAUCAAGCGAUUGUUAACAAAAUUGGAGGGAACAAGGCGUGGUGGAGCGCGUUUAGACCAAUUCUUGUACGAUGCAGCCAGGUUUCUCGUAACCAAUCGCCCCAUCAUCGAGCGCGCCCCUUUGCAAAUAUACGGAGGAGCCCUGGCCUUCAGCCCAGCCAAGAGCGUCAUCCGGGGAUUGUUUUGGGAUCAGAGACUUCCCCUGCUUCAGGAAGCUGCAGGUGUCGAGGAGGAAUGGGACUCUUGCCUCCAGGUCCUCGAAGGCCACACGGAGACCGUGACCUACGCCGUCUUCUCCGGCGACGGGGGGCUCCUGGCGUCCGUGUCGGUGGAUAAGACGGUGCGGCUUUGGGACACCCAUACCGGUGUCUGCAAGCACCUCUUCGAAGGCUAUAAAGGCUUCUACGGCGCGUUGUCUAUCUCUCGGAGAGGAACGAUGCUGGCGUUCCCUGGCCCGGAUGGCGCCGUUCAUAUCCGGGAUUGUGAAACUGGGCGGCUUCUUAGCUCUUGCGGCCACAAUACCGGGCUUUUUUCGGCGUUGGCCCUAUCUUGGGAUGGCAACACUCUCGUGGCCGGCUUGCUGGACGGGACAGUCCACAUCUGGGACAUCACCUCUGGGGUCUCUGAGGUUGUGACGGUUGCCAAGACCUCGAUUCACACCGUCAUCUUGAAUUUUGAUGCCGAUACCCUUGCCUUUGGCUGUGUAGACGGUGCGGUGCAGGUCUAUGACGUAUCCAGCAGGACACAGCUUCACACAUUUGCGUGUGGACCGUUUCCUGUCAUCCGUUUUGACGACGAUGGUACACUCGUCGCGAUUUCUAUAUUCGGCGUAGUGACAGUUUGGGACCUUGGUACAGGCGUAUGCCAUAACACAUGGGGUGAUUGGGACGUCGGGCCGCUCAAGGUUGACUACUCGCCAGCAAGCAAACUUGUGGCGGUGGCUCGGGAUGCCACAACGGAAAUUUGGGAUGCCAUCACGGGGAAGGCGACAUCCCUGGGAUUCUACUGCCACGGCCGGGACGUCUACUACACGUCCUUCUCUCCCGAUGGGCAAGUAUUGGCCACUUGCUCCCAGGAUCAGACCAUCCGGCUCUGGGACACGGGCAUGCCGAGGAGCGGAUCAAACCAACAGACAACCUGGGAUCCCAUCACUUGCCUCGCCUUCUCACCCGAUGGCAAGACAUUUGCUUCAGGGUCAAUGUACGGCGAAGUGAAAGCGUGGAAUGCCAAGACGGGUGAGGUGAGAGAGAAGGUCGAGCCAAGAUCUAGCGGGGGCGGCCCGAUUGUUCUUUCCGUUGCUUUCUCGGCCGAUGGCAAGGAUUUGGCGUGGACAGCAUAUCGCGGAACUUAUACCUGCAUCUACUCCCUAUCGCCGACUACCAGAAGAUGGGAGUUGGACACACCCGGGGCCUAUACUAUCAGCGUGUUGUUUUCAAAAGACGGAGAUUUGCUGCGGGCUGAUGGGAGACACCGCAGAAUCACAUGGUUCAAGUCCAGAGCAGACCCCAUAGAGCCCAUCUCGAGAGCUGAGUGCACCUUGGACUAUAUACUCCACGAGGGACUGUACGUCGACCUCGACACACCUCUUCCACCCGCGCACGACUCGCCCCCAAGAUUUCUCAAAAAAGACGGGAAACACUACGCAAUGGACUGGGGCCACCUCUUGCCCCUGCCAGAGGCGAUCCGGAAGCGAUGGGCUGAGCGGCUGUUUGUCCGGGGGGAGUGGGUGACCCAGGCGGGGAAGAAUGUUCUCUGGCUCCCGCCGAGUUACCGGCCUAAUUGCACGGCGCUGCACGAUAGCCUCUUGAUCCUUGGGCAGAAAUCGGGGAGCGUGACGCGGUUGACAUUGAAGUCCACCCAGGGCUGA
Scedosporium apiospermum is the source of this 4326-nucleotide messenger RNA. RefSeq lists its product as uncharacterized. The coding region runs from base 1 to 4326 and encodes 1441 amino acids. The record is from RefSeq and is a predicted model, not a curated record. The transcript is spliced from 3 exons. NCBI's taxonomy places the organism in Eukaryota, Fungi, Ascomycota, Sordariomycetes, Microascales, Microascaceae. Gene Ontology annotation, molecular function: protein binding.